AGUCCCCGCUCCUGCUGCCGUCUCUCCGCCUCUUCAUCCCUCCUCUGCGCCUGGUGUCUGCGGCCAUGUGGCAGGUCGUCCAGAGGGGCAGCGUGCAGGACUACGGGACGGUGGAGGAGUUCAUCAGCACAGUUUCAGACAUCGUUCCUGAUCUUCUGAAUGCAGAUCAGAAAGCUCAGCUCCUCCUGGGACUCAGAGCGCGGGUGGUUCUUGAAUUGUGUCGGGCCGAGCAGAUACAAGACACAGAAACCAUCGAGAUGCACCUGGAGCGGAUCAAGGCCCUCGUGUCCACCUGGGCAGCACAGCCAUGCUUUGCAGAAGUUGAGUUUCCAGAAUCCAACUUUGUGGAUCAGGUUGAAUUGUUGUUGAAAGACGCUGAAGAAAAGGAGAAGUUUUUCCAGGAUGUCUUUCCUACAGAUUUCGGGCCUGAAUAUGACGGCGCUCUACAGGUGCUAAUGCUGGAUUUCCUGUCCAGACUGGAGAAGCUUCUUCCAGUGCCAGACAUUCAGCAGACUGCCUCCAUGCUCAGUGCUGUCCCAUCUGCUCUGGAGGAGUGUGUGCACUCUGUUCCCGACCCACAGCACCUGAAAACUGUGCUCCAGUACCACACAACACUGGGACAUUUCGACUUAUCUG
Molecule: messenger RNA, 636 nt
Organism: Plectropomus leopardus (leopard coralgrouper)
Lineage: Eukaryota; Metazoa; Chordata; Actinopteri; Perciformes; Serranidae
Source: RefSeq, a predicted model, not a curated record